AUGUCUGGGUCAACAAAAGUGUUGGAUCCUGCAUUUCAAGGAGCUGGCCAGAAACCAGGAACUGAAAUCUGGAGGAUCGAGAAUUUCGAGGCAGUUCCAAUACCAAAAUCUGAGCAUGGGAAAUUUUACAUGGGAGACACCUACAUUGUCUUGCAGACAACACAGAAUAAAGGAGGUGCUUAUCUGUUUGAUAUACAUUUCUGGAUUGGUAAAGAUACAAGUCAGGAUGAAUCUGGAACAGCAGCUGUGAAAACAGUUGAACUCGAUGCAGUUCUUGGAGGCCGUGCUGUCCAACACCGGGAGAUUCAAGGUCAUGAAUCUGACAGAUUCUUGUCUUACUUCAAGCCGUGUAUUAUCCCCUUAGAAGGUGGUGUUGCGUCUGGUUUCAAAACACCUGAAGAAGAUGUGUUUGAGACUCGGUUAUAUACCUGCAAAGGAAAACGUGCGAUCCGGUUGAAGCAGGUUCCUUUUGCCCGCUCAUCGCUGAAUCAUGAUGAUGUAUUUAUAUUGGACACCAAGGAGAAGAUCUUUCAGUUCAAUGGUGCGAAUUCGAACAUUCAGGAGAGAGCUAAAUCUCUUGAAGUCGUUCAGUAUUUGAAAGACAAGUAUCACGAAGGAACUUGCGAUGUUGCCAUUGUUGAUGAUGGAAAAUUAGAUACAGAAUCAGAUUCUGGUGAGUUUUGGGUCCUCUUUGGUGGUUUUGCUCCUAUCGGAAGGAAAGUGUCCAAUGAUGAUGACAUUAUCCCAGAGUCAACUCCACCUAAGCUUUUUUGCAUCACUGAUGGUCAGAUGGAACCUAUUGAGGGUGAUCUAUCUAAGUCCAUGCUGGAAAACACUAAAUGCUAUCUCUUGGACUGUGGAGCUGAGGUGUUUGUGUGGGUUGGCAGAGUAACUCAAGUGGAUGAGAGGAAAGCUGCUAAUCAAUCUGCUGAGGAAUAUCUUGCUAGUGAAAAUAGGCCCAAGGCAACACGUGUUACCCGUGUUAUCCAAGGCUAUGAGUCCCAUUCUUUCAAGUCUAACUUUGACUCAUGGCCAUCAGGCUCGGCUGCUCCUGGUAACGAAGAAGGACGAGGCAAAGUCGCUGCUUUACUGAAGCAACAAGGUGUUGGGCUCAAGGGCAUUGCCAAAAGCGCACCGGUGAAUGAGGAUAUCCCACCACUGCUUGAAGGUGGUGGGAAGUUGGAGGUUUGGUACGUUGAUGGUAAAGCCAAGACUCCGUUACCUAAAGAAGAUGUUGGCAAGUUUUAUUCUGGGGACUGCUAUUUGGUCCUUUAUACCUAUCAUUCUGGUGAUAGGAAAGAAGACUAUUUCUUGUGCUGUUGGUUUGGAAAGAAUAGCAUUCAGGAGGACCAAGAAACAGCAAUUCUACUGGCAAAUAAAAUGUCAAACACGUUAAAGGGAAGACCCGUGCAGGGCCGUGUGUACGAGGGUAAAGAGCCUCCACAGUUUGUUGCCCUCUUCCAACCUAUGGUGAUCCUAAAGGGUGGUUUGAGCUCUGGAUACAAAACUAACGUGGAAGAGAAAGGUUCACAAGACGAAACCUACGCACCGGAUGCAAUUGCACUAAUUCAAGUCUCUGGAACUGGAGUUCACAAUAACAAGGCCCUGCAAGUUGAAUCUGUGGCAACAUCUUUGAACUCUUAUGAGUGCUUCCUUCUUCAGUCUGGAACUUCCAUGUUCCUUUGGCAUGGGAAUCAAAGUGCGCAUGAGCUGCUAGAACUGGCCGCUAAAGUUGCUGAAUUCUUGAAGCCUGGGAUUACUCUCAAGCAUGCUAAAGAAGGAACAGAGAGCUCAACCUUUUGGUUUGCACUUGGAGGAAAACAGAACUUCACCAGCAAGAAAGCUUCCUCUGAUACUGUUAGAGAUCCUCACUUAUUCUCAUUUUCUUUCAACAAAGGGAAGUUUCAGAUUGAAGAGAUUCACAACUUUGCUCAAGAUGACCUCUUGACUGAGGAUAUCUAUUUACUCGACACUCAUGCUGAAGUCUUUAUAUGGGUUGGUCAAUGUGUGGACGCCAAGGAAAAGCAAACUGUAUUCGAGAUUGGCCAAAAAUAUGUAGAACGUGCUGGUUCCUUGGAAGGCUUGUCUCCAAAAGUUCCAUUAUACAAAGUCACUGAAGGGAACGAACCAUGCUUCUUCACCACUUUCUUUUCUUGGGAUCACUCCAAAGCUAUCGUGCAAGGAAACUCAUUCCAGAAAAAGGCAGCCUUGUUAUUCGGCACUCACCACGCUGCGGAGGACAAGUCUAGCGGUGGGGGCCAAGGACCAAGGCAAAGGGCUGAAGCACUAGCUGCCUUAAACAACGCCUUUAAUUCUUCUACUAGCAGGCCUGCCUAUUCGAGCCAGGACAGAUCAAGCGAAAGUAGUCAAGAGGGGCCAAGACAAAGAGCUGAAGCACUAGCUGCACUAAACUCUGCAUUCAAUUCCUCUUCAUCAUCAACUAAGUCGCCUCCACCGCCAAGGCCAUCAGGGACGAGCCAGGCUUCGCAGAGAGCAGCAGCAGUGGCUGCUCUCUCUCAAGUUCUUGUUGCGGAGAAUAAGAAAUCACCUGAUACCUCGCCUACAAGAAGAUCCACUAGCUCCAACCGAUCAGAUGACAACCCUCUGACUGAAGCCAAAGAUGAGGCAGAUGCUUCAGAAGAAGCUGGCCAUGAGACCAAGGAAGAAGAGGAGGAAGUUUCACCUGCAGUAGAUCAGGAGGAAACACAAGAACCUGAAAGUGGAGUGACCUUCAGUUAUGAGCAGCUGAGAGCUAAAUCUGAGAACCCAGUGACUGGAAUCGAUUACAAACGCAGAGAGGCUUACCUAACUGAGGAAGAGUUCCAAAGUGUUUUUGGAAUGGAGAAGGAAACAUUCAACAAUUUGCCUCGGUGGAAGCAAGAUCUGCUUAAGAAGAAAUUGGACUUGUUCUAA
Messenger RNA from Microthlaspi erraticum, 2913 nucleotides. NCBI's taxonomy places the organism in Eukaryota, Viridiplantae, Streptophyta, Magnoliopsida, Brassicales, Brassicaceae. The record is from the annotation of a GenBank genome assembly.